Neltuma alba is the source of this 1861-nucleotide messenger RNA. Its product is annotated as probable protein S-acyltransferase 14. NCBI's taxonomy places the organism in Eukaryota, Viridiplantae, Streptophyta, Magnoliopsida, Fabales, Fabaceae. Gene Ontology annotation, molecular function: palmitoyltransferase activity. The record is from RefSeq and is a predicted model, not a curated record. Bases 317 to 1240 code for a protein of 307 amino acids. The transcript has 7 exons.
GGUGGUUUUCUUUAGACUCGAAUUCCUUUCUGUAUAAAACUUUAAAUAUCUUUUUAACCCUAGAUUUACGAAGGCCAUUGUCGAUUUGUCGGUAAUCCCAGAAUCCCACCACGAAAGAAACAGGUUUUGUUACGGUAAAUCGUUCCCUUCGCUUCGUUCUUCCUUCAUCUGAAGCAGUGCCUACUUUGAUCUGUUGCUUUCGAGCGAAUCGUCAAUGAUUUGCUUAAAACUGUGCUCGUGUCCUGCUUCGGAGUGAAUAGCAAAAGUCUGGGAUUUUUUUAGUUAAAAUAAAAUCAGGGUUUUCUUAUUCGUGAUUAUGCAUAGAUCUGGAGCUACGAUGGCUUGGAACGUUUUCAAGUUCUGCACUGCUUUGCGAGGGCUUGGCUCGAUCAUGAUCCUCUUGGUUCUUGGUGUUGUGGGGGUCAGUUAUUAUGCUGUCGUUUUUACUACUUAUGGCCCUGCUCUGUCCGCUGGGUGGCCUGAUUCUGUCAUUGCCAUGGCGGUGUUGAUCUUGUUUCAUUGUUUGUUGGUUAUGCUAUUGUGGAGUUACUUUGCUACUGUCCUUACGGAUCCCGGAUGUGUGCCUCCUAAUUGGAGGCCUGCUAUUGAUGAGGAGAGAGGAGAAGCUGACCCAUUAAACGGAUCAGAAUUUAGUAAUGUGCCGUCAGAUCCUUCAAGUCAACGAAUCCGGUUCUGCAGGAAGUGCAAUCAACUUAAACCACCUCGAUGUCAUCAUUGUUCAGUUUGCGGACGAUGCGUGCUGAAGAUGGAUCACCACUGUGUUUGGGUAGUUAACUGUGUUGGUGCUCUAAACUACAAGUAUUUUCUUCUGUUCCUGUUCUACACAUUUCUUGAGACAACUCUUGUGACAGUAUCAUUGUUGCCAAACUUCAUUGCAUUCUUUAGUGAUGGAGAAAUUCCCGGGACACCUAGCACACUCGCAACAACUUUUCUUGCUUUUGUUUUGAACCUGGCAUUUGCAUUGAGCGUUUUUGGAUUUCUUAUUAUGCACGUGUCUUUGGUGUCUGCUAAUACAACGACUAUUGAGGCAUAUGAGAAGAAAACAACUCCAAAAUGGCGUUAUGACCUUGGUCGUAGAAAAAAUUUUGAACAGGUCUUUGGGAUGGACAAGCAAUACUGGCUUAUACCUGCUUACUCUGAAGAAGAUAAAAGAAGGAUGCCAGUGCUUCAAGGUCUUGAGUAUCCAUCCAAACCCGACUUUGAUUCCCAAGAAUACUGACAGCUACUGAUGGAACAUCAGGAAAACCUGUAAUUUCCUUGUAAAAUAAUACAACAUACGAGGAGUCUCCGGGUAUCCAUCUUACUUUCGGCCUCUAACUGAAUCCUAAGCAAGUGACUAAUCUGAGCUCCCUUGCAAAUCAUUCCCCUGUGGCACUUGGUAUGGCUAAACUUUCAGAGGAGCCCUCCUGGUGUUUAGAGAGAUGAGAGUUUAAGCUUAGGGGAGAUCUUAUAUGCAGUUUGGUAAGUGUUUGAUGUUAAGCUUUUCAAUAAAUCUAUAACACGAGGAAGAUAUAGUUCAAAGAAGUAAGAUGGAUGAAAGUCCAUCAUGUGUUACAUUUUUUAUUGAAAUAGCCUAACAUCUCACACUUGCUGAACUGUGUCUCACCCUUGUCCUGAUUGGGAUUAUUGAUGCUUUUAUGAGGCUAUGCAGGAUCAGGGAGUGUAUGAUAAGAAAUGCAAUUCAAUUUUUUUCCCCUUUUCUUUUCAUCUGGUCACAUACUGAUGUUGCCUGAAUUGAUUGAUCACUUUGAUAUUUGAUCUAUGCUUUGCACAGUUGUGGUUUGAGUUCCUUAUUGUACAAAUAUCCAUUUCACAUGUCAGUGAUUGUUGUGUAACUUGA